Molecule: messenger RNA, 713 nt
Organism: Paramecium octaurelia
Lineage: Eukaryota; Ciliophora; Oligohymenophorea; Peniculida; Parameciidae
Source: the annotation of a GenBank genome assembly
CCUCAUUCCGAUUAAGCACAUUAUAGUAAAGGUUUAAUACUGAUAAAUAAAUAGGCUCCCUAUUAAGAAUUUUAGAUCGUUAUUAAGAAUCUUUAGAAUCUUUAAAUAAGGCAAUCCAAAUUAACCCAAAUAGUGAUAUCGCUUUAACUAAUAAAGGUAUUUAAAAAUCAAAUUUAAGGGAUUACCUUAACUUAGCUAAAUUAAUAUGUUUCAGCAAUUUAAACCUUUGAUUAAGCCUUAAAAAUCAAUUCUAAAAGUGAAAAAGUAUUUUUAAAUAAAGGUUGAUUUUGAACUAUUUUUAGGAUUGGCAUUAUUUUAACUCUUCCGUAAUGACGAAGCAGCUGAAUAAUUUAACAAAGCCCUUCUGCUAAAUCCAAAUUAUAAGAAAGCAUAUUACAACAAAGGUUAACCUGAUUUCAAUAUUAGGAAUUCUAUUAAAUAGGUUAUCUAGAUUUGAAGAAGCCAUAGAAUGCUUUAAUAAAGCCAUUUCAAUUGAUUCUAAAUAUGCUAAGGCUUAUUUUAAUAAAGGUAACUUUGAUCUAUAUAUUCAAUAUUAGGCAUUUCAUUAUCAUCUUAACAAUUGCAUCAGCAAGCAAUAACUCUAUUCGACAAAGCAUUGGAAAUAUCACCAAAAAAUAUCAAUUUUCAAAAAUAAAAAGGUUUCUAUUACUUUUGAUAACCUUAGUUCUUUCUUUAUUUUAAGUGAAUAGAUU